AGUCUGAUAAGCUGAAAAAAGAUCUUGAAAAUCUGAUAAUAAAUGGUACAAAUAAACAGAAGAAAGGUGCCAACCAGUUGAAUGAAAAUUUUAAGGGACACUGGGAACGUUUUAAAGAUGUCAAUAUAUUUUGGGAAAAAAUUGAGAUGCACAAAGAAUUGCACCUUCUUGAGGAAAAUGCAUCUAGAUCUAUAAUAAACAAUACAACAAAAGUUCUUGGAACUGCUAUCAAAAACAUCCAUUAUACUAUCGAGAACAUCAAUGAUGCAUUGAUGAACCCAAGAAAACGGACUCCAUUAACACAUGACAUAAUGACCAAAUUUACUCCAGAAAGCAUCAAAAAAGAGUUGGGUCACCAUUUUCAAAUCGUUGAUGAAAAUUCAGAUGCUUUGACAAACUUAUUAAGGUUGCUGAAUGCAACAGAAUUAUGUGGUUACAAGCUAUAUAUUUGCAUUGAUGAAUAUGAUGCUAGCAUUAAUGAAAUUCUUAGAGACGAAACUGUCAUUCAAGAACUCUCCAAUAAUCACAAAAAGGAAAGCAAAACCAAAUCAAUUGAGAGAUUCAAUAUUUCAACAGAUUUAGCGUUAAACGAAGAAUUUUGGGACUUACAUGGAUUCAAGCAGUCAGAAGAAAAUGACGGAUAUUUUUUUAACCCUAAUCAAGCUGAGGGUAUAUUUAACACUGUUCGUAUUCUGUACUGUAUUCAAAUGUUGAUUGGGCAAAUAAAAUUUAUAAGCUACGGUGAAGAUUCUUCAAGCAUUAUCAAAAAAUUUCCUCGUUUCCCCCCUGAUCCGAACACAUUGCCUUCCCAAACAAUAUUGGAAUUAAUUGUCAACAAUCCCCUUGGAAAAUCUAUCCUUACCGAAGCACUCAAUCGAAAUCCUCUCGAAUCAAGAAACGGUAUAGAACAACGAUUUCGUCUCACUAGCAUUUGCGAGCUGGCAACCGACCGCAACCCAGAGGAGGCACUAAAAAUCUACGACUGGAAAGAAGAGGAUUUAAUACCUGUACGAAGUUGCUUACAGAUUUUGGAGGCAGAAUGUGACAUCGAACCGCCCUGCCGAUUUGUAGAGAAAACUCUACUUAAGCCAUUGAAGGACAAUAGUGUUAAACAUUCAAAUGAGGAGGCCUUGAAGCAAUCGUUUAUGGACACUUUAAUUCUCACUCUUCACGCAGAUAUUGAACCAGAAUUUCCGGUAAAUUCUCAGAGCUCUAAUUUAGCUCAAAGUACAUGGCAGGAAGCAACUCAAGUAUCACGAUCAUUGAUGACGAAAACAGAGGAUGAAAUUUUAAGCCUUAAAAUUAGUGGAUCCAUUCUGGCCAAAUCAAAAUUCAGUUCACAAACUACAAUUGCUUUAUCAAGAGAAUUAAAUUCUAAACUUACAGUUGAGAUUACUGAACUUAGAAAAAAGUAUGCUAAGGUUGAGGCUAAGAAUAUAAAGUUAAAGCAAAUUAUAGAAGAGAAUACUGAAUUUAAGACUAGAUUCAAAGAACAAGAUAGGAAACAUAAAACAGAUAUUGCAAACCUUAUAAAUGAGAAUACCGAACUCAAAUCUAGGGUUUCGAAAUUGGAACAAAAGUUAUCACAAAAUGAAGAAGAAAAAGGCGAUCUUAUUUCUUACAAAACUAAUUCUGAGGAUACUCCCGAACAGAUAGAAAAUAUAUCCGACAAUAUUUAUAGUUCUGAUAAUAUUCAAUAUUCUGACGUACGUACUUCAAGUAUUCCAAGGAAUAAUUGGCUAACAUUAAAGGAUCAAUACAUGAAGAAAUUAGAAAGUGUUAGUUAA
Molecule: messenger RNA, 1787 nt
Organism: Entrophospora candida
Lineage: Eukaryota; Fungi; Glomeromycota; Glomeromycetes; Entrophosporales; Entrophosporaceae
Source: the annotation of a GenBank genome assembly